UCGACUCACAUUACACAUCAUAACCUGCUCCUGCUCCUCCCUUUCUUCUUCAUUUAUAAUCCUUCCUUUUCCUUUUUCCCCUCUCUCUCUCUCUCGCCAUCAUCAAGCUUCGGAAAAUGGCGGUUUCAGUAGCCAAGGUUGAUGAUUUUGUUCCCCACCCUGUCAAAGACCAGCUUCCAGGCGUAGACUUCUGCGUCUCCAGCUCUCCUCCAUGGGCUGAGGCUGUGCUUCUGGGAUUCCAGCACUACCUGGUUAUGCUGGGUACUACUGUAAUCAUAGCCUCCGUACUUGUACCUUUCAUGGGUGGUGGAAAUGUGGAGAAAGCUCAGGUUAUUAACACCAUCCUCUUCGUCUCCGCCAUAAACACACUUUUGCAGACUUGUUUGGGAACCAGGCUUCCGGUUGUAAUAGGCGGUUCUUAUGCCUUCAUCGUUCCCUCCAUUUCAAUUGCUUUGUCAACCAGAUUCAAUGUCUUUCUUGAUCCUCAUCAGAGGUUUAAACAGACCAUGAGAGCAGUACAAGGAGCACUGAUCAUAGCAUCUUUCUUCCAAAUGUUAGUUGGAUUUUUUGGUUUCUGGAGAAUCUUUGCCCGGUUCCUUAGCCCUCUUUCUGCUGUUCCUCUUGUUGUUCUCACUGGACUUGGACUCUAUGCACUUGGUUUUCCUCAAUUGGCAAGAUGCGUUGAAAUUGGACUACCAGCAUUAAUUGUACUGAUUAUUUUAUCUCAGUAUCUUCCCCAUGUGUUGAAAUGCAAAAGAUUGAUAUUAAAUCGACAUGCUGUCCUUCUUUCGGUUAUUAUAGUAUGGGCAUAUGCAGAAGUCUUGACAGCAGCUGGUGCAUAUGAUAAGAGACCUCCAAACACUCAAAUUAGUUGCAGAACUGACCGUGCCGGGCUAAUCAGUGCUGCUCCAUGGAUAAGGGUUCCUUAUCCAUUACAGUGGGGGCAGCCUAGUUUUAAUGCUGGUGAUGUUUUUAGUAUGAUGGCUGCAUGUUUUGUUUCCAUUAUUGAGUCUACUGGUACGUUCAUUGCAGCAUCAAGGUAUGGAAGUGCCACUCCUGUGCCACCUUCUGUGCUUAGCCGUGGUAUUGGGUGGGAGGGAGUAGGUGUUUUGUUGGACGGAUUAUUUGGGACAGGAAAUGGUUCAACUGCUUCUGUAGAAAAUGCGGGUCUUUUGGGUUUAACGCGAGUUGGAAGUAGAAGGGUUGUUCAAAUAUCAGCAGCAUUCAUGUUUUUCUUCUCUGUACUAGGUGGAAUACUUAAAAUUAGCUUCAAUUUUUUUUAG
Molecule: messenger RNA, 1283 nt
Organism: Carica papaya (papaya)
Lineage: Eukaryota; Viridiplantae; Streptophyta; Magnoliopsida; Brassicales; Caricaceae
Source: RefSeq, a predicted model, not a curated record